Molecule: messenger RNA, 3357 nt
Organism: Mycena indigotica
Lineage: Eukaryota; Fungi; Basidiomycota; Agaricomycetes; Agaricales; Mycenaceae
Product: MYND-type domain-containing protein
Exons: 3
Coding region: 1-3357 (1118 amino acids)
Biological process (GO): regulation of transcription by RNA polymerase II
Cellular component (GO): nucleus
Molecular function (GO): DNA-binding transcription factor activity, RNA polymerase II-specific
Source: RefSeq, a predicted model, not a curated record
AUGGCUCGACCCUUGACCUUCCGAAACAGAGCCUUCCAUCCUAUCAGCGACUCCGGCCCCGCAACGUCGUUGUUGCGAGAUGUCGCUCCAGAGCCCUCUGUCAACAUAUUGGCCCUGGGAUGCGGUGACAUACGCAACGUUCUGUACACCAUUUACUCUGAAUCGAAGAAUCUGAACCGCAAGUUGGAUUUUACCUUUUGUGACAUCGAGCCAGCGGUGCUGAGUAAGACGUCUCAACUCGCGCUAGCAUUUCUGAAGUAUUUCACAGCGCGCAACAUCAUAUUGCUCACGAUGAUACUCGAUAACGUCGACAUCGACACCAUCUGGAAUCUCUUUCUUCAUAUCUACAUCGACCAGAAAACCCUUGAUGGCCUCGUGUUGCAUUGUAACAAGUUGUUGCAACUCAGUACCCACAACGACUGGGCUGCCUCGGACUACGGCAAGAGCAUUCACAUCGGCUCUGAACACACGUUCGAUGAAUUCCGCCUCCACUUGGUGUUGUACACCCAGAUGAACGAUCUUCCGGUCACUCGUCUUGCGGCGCUGAAGGCUGACUUCAAGGAGCUUUCGCACUCGGAAGCGGCUGUAAUUCUUCAAACAGUUACCCUAUAUCCCAAAGAGGUUUCGGACACCUGUUUCGAUCUAUUUAAAGCCUACUGGACGGUGGGGACGACGUUCUCGGAUCCAACGGACAUCUCUGCAGCGACACUGCUGAAUCCGACCUUCGUUUACUCGGCGGCUGGCCAGGCUGCUCAGAUUUCUCCCACAACCAAUCCGAUCUCGCCGUUUCACUUUACCGAAUUAUUCGUUAAGGGCAAACCCACUGUCCGCGAGAUGCUCGAGACAGCCAAGGCUCAGCUGGUUGCUUGGAGCUCUGCAUUUCGAGUCGCUAUCCAAUCCCACGAUUCAUCGCUCGUUAUCCGCUUCAUUACAAGCGACGCAUUGGCUCUCUGUCGUACCAUAGCGUCAGGGAAGAGUACCAUAUCACUUCCCGUUUCCCAAUGGCGCUCUGGCGUCGUCCAACUCGAUCACGACCUCCCUUCGUCGUUUCACGUCGUAGACACAUCCAGCAUCUCAGACCACCUGGGGAUUCUUAAUAUUCUUGCUGUUGCGAUUCCUCUUCUUCCCGAAGACGGCGUGCUUUAUACCGAUACAGUUAUUCCAGUCGGCGGAAAGCUCGAAGUGGCCAAGGAGUUCAUCGAACUACUUCAUGGCGAUGUCGAUACCAUGUCCUUCUUAUUCGGCGUGCACCCGGUUGAUCAUCUUUCGGGUUUUUCUUCGCGCACCUUCACCAUCUCAGGCAGAGGAUUUGCACAGUUUACAACGUGGAAACGGCCGGCCUCAGUCGAUUCCAUCGCUGGUUCUGUCCCAGUAAUCUGGGAUGGCCGCAUGCUAGGGCGGUUGUUGUUUGGACUCUACAAUCGUAUCUUCUCUCUCGAGGAUACGAUUGACUGGACGAACUUCCGAAUAAACCAUCAAGCAUUCAAGAGAUCUCUCAAACUGGGAAAUCGCCUCCCCUACACACGCGAAAGCUUCGUUUUGAUGCUCCAGUCUAUCCGAGGAAACUUUUGCAUCCCAGACUCGACGUGGACCCUGGUUAUGGAAGAGUUUUGCAACCAGCCACGCUCGUUUGGCUUCGACAAUGCUUCUAUCAAUGAAUUCAAGGCACUUCUUCAUGUCAAGGGGCUUUAUUCCCACCCAGCCCUUAACACAAACCCGCCGCAGCGCGUCGGACCGUUCGCCUCCUGGAUAGAGGUCCCGCUCGUUGUCAGAAUCUAUCUUGUCGUUCCCCUCGAAAAAGUGCAAAUCGUCCGUCAACUCGCGGAAAACACAAGUGAUCCUCUCUUCCAGUGUCGAGUGCACGACGCUGUAUCUGCGUCCAUGUUCAAUUCAGUGGAUGCAUUCUUCGGCACCAUUGAAGACAUCGGCACAGAGAGUCAGCCAAUGGUGAUCCCUCAACCUGGGCCAUUCGGCUCAUCGCCAUUCGUGUUAUCCUUCCUCAUAUGUGCUGCUGAUCUUCAUCGAGACAACUUACAUGUGUCUUUUCAUCCUCGACAUAGUUUCGGGUCGUUGCAGUACUCCUUCAGUCUCUUGGGCCCGCACCAAGAAAUAUUUUCCGCAAAACUUUCGGAUAAAAGGCAUGUCCAUAUAGUGCCCUAUGAUUAUUGGCUCCCCAAAAUGAGCAACUCUCUCUCUUCUACUGCACAAAUCACUCGCCCCGUGCUCGACGACAAAUGCGAGUCACUCCGAGGCUUAUCGACUCAGAUUCAGAUCACUGAUCAUGACGCUCAACGACUUGCCUUGGGCAUAGUACCGGAGGUUCUCCAAACGUCCCCACGUUCGCUCAAGGUUUCUAUCGAAGAUCAUUCAUAUGAUGCCCACUUCCCUGUUCCCGUGCGUGGAUCAUUCAGCAAAGUCACCCGAAGGCAAGAUCUGGCUCACAUCCAACUGUUUGUACCACCUUCUCGUGCUUUACCGGACUUUGGUUUACAUGGUAAUCCUUUCCCGACCGUGGGACACCAGUCUGGCCUUCAUUCUUGGAAUCUCUCGCGCCUCAAUUUGUCUCAAUGUCCUUCCAUCGGUGUCUCCGACUCCACAACAACAUGGUGCGAAAAUCGUUUCACGAGGAUGGUGUCCAAGCGCGAGCUAUCUAGUCAGCAAAGCACGGAUAUUCCUGCUUUCAUCAAGGCCAAAGGCUUAUUAGGAUUUAUCCUUUCCAGCACGAGCGGAGUAAAUCGCAAUACAAGCAGCAAAAUCUUCGAAAUAUCCGAGGCGGAGACUGACAAGCUCAAACUCGUUGUACUUGUCGAUGGGCUGAAGCUUGACCUCCCGUCGGACAGCUUUUUCGCAGACGUAUAUGUUUUGGAUGUAGAGCAAGCGUCUCAUGGUCAAUUGGGUCCGGCUGCGGGUCAAGGGGAAGCGUUGUCUGUAUACAACAAGCUCAAGGCGACGACAUUGUCUAACCUCACCCCUUUACCUCUCAGCAUGCGCAAGCACGAUUUGAUUAUGUGGAAACAGAUGAUUCAGGCUCUGACUGAAUGCUCUCGCUCGUGGACUCACCUUCCUUAUUGCAUAGCCCAGGAACGUCACAAAGCAUGUAAUUGUGGUCGAGGCCAGGAUGUUGCGGCGGUGAAGGAGAAUCCAAAAUGGGCACCUUUGGCGCCAUUCCUCACCAGAGUCGCGCUCCCAAUCAUCUUCCCCGUGCCGGUGCUGGAAGCGAUGGAAAGCUGCUCGGUUUGUGAAGAGGGUGGUAAACCCAAUUUGCUUCGCUGCUCUCGCUGCACUCGUGUUUUCUACUGUUCACAAGAGUGUCAACGGAAGGACUGGAAGGAGCAUAAACCUGAUUGCAAAGCGUAG